Molecule: messenger RNA, 2667 nt
Organism: Lepus europaeus (European hare)
Lineage: Eukaryota; Metazoa; Chordata; Mammalia; Lagomorpha; Leporidae
Gene: CD22
Product: CD22 molecule
Exons: 13
Coding region: 1-2667 (888 amino acids)
Source: RefSeq, a predicted model, not a curated record
AUGCCUGUAAGACAGCCGGAUGCGAUCCUCCGGGGCUCGGGGAAGAGGCGCCGGGGCCCAGGGGCUGAGAGCAAGCAGCCUGCCGGCUCAAAGACAAACUCUUCCCUGCCCAGGGCGCCCCCGGCCUGCAGCGCCAUGCAGCCUCGCAGCCCCUGGCUCCUGCUCCUGGUGUGCGUGGCUUCCUCCAACCCCACUGACUGGCGGUUUGCGCACCCGAAAACCCUCUACGCCUGGGAAGGAGCCUGUGUCUGGAUCCCAUGCUCCUACACCAUCCCAAAACAGAACACGUGGCUGGGGAACUUCACCCUCUACCACAACCCCGAGUAUGACAACGUCACCAAGAGCUACAGGGGGACGGUCCUGUAUCACCACACGCAGACGGAGGAGCUGCAGGUUCACCAGGGAAGGGUAAAGUUCCUGGGAGACAAACAGAGAAACUGCACCCUGAGCAUCCGACCGGUGCACGUGACAGACAGCGGGCAGCUGGGGUUCAGGAUGACGUCCGGUACCGACAAGUGGAUGGAGGAGAUGAGCCUCAAUGUGUCUGAUCAGCCCCUUUCACCUCACAUCCAGCCCCCUCCAGAACUCCGCGAGUCCCGCCAAGUCACUCUGACCUGCUCGCUGAAUUUCUCCUGCCCCGAGGACCCGAUGGAGCUGCGGUGGUCCCUGGAGGGCACCGUGGCCUCCUCCACCAUCCUCUCCACCGCGUCAGUCCUCACCCAGAGCCAGCUCACAUUUGAGCCGCAGUGGACUCACCACGGGCAGAACCUCACCUGCCGGCUCUGGAACUCCACAGCAGGACGGGCGCUCUCCGAGAAGACGGUGCAGCUGGACGUGAAGCACGUCCCGAAGUUGAAGAUCAUCGAGGUCAGUCCCAGUGAAGCCACUGUCCUGGAGGGGGCAUCUGUGACCAUGGUGUGCCAGGUCACCAGCAGCAACCCAGACUACCAGGCUAUAUCCUGGCUCAAGGAUGGGGCUCCGCUGAGUGCGCAGACGGCGCUCACGCUGACUCUGCCCAAGGUGACCAAGGAGAUGAGCGGCAAGUACUGCUGCCAGGCCUCCAAUGAGCUGGGCCCAGGAAAGUCGGAAGAAGUGACCCUCAAUGUGUUGUAUGCACCGGAACCUUCCAGGGUCCAGAUCCGCCCUUUGCCAGCUAGGGAGGGAAGACUAGUAGAGUUGAGUUGUAUCUCACGGGCCAAUCCUCCGCCCACCAAUUACACCUGGUUUCACAAUGCGAGAGAGCUGGUGGGAAGCACAGAAGAGAAAUUGCAGAUCCCAAGCGCCCUCCUCUCGCACGCUGGGAAGUAUUCCUGCGUGGCAGAGAAUAGCCUGGGGCCAGGGCAGAUUGGCCCGGACGCUGAGCUGGACAUUCAGUAUCCGCCCAAGGAAGUGACCACAGUGAUUCAAAACCCCACACCCAUCCGCGAAGGAGACAGCGUGACUCUCUCCUGCAUCUACAACUCCAGCAACCCCACGGUUUCCCAUUACGAUUGGAAGCCCCUAGGACCUUGGGAGGAGCCAUCGCCUGGGGUACUGAACAUUCACAGUGUGGCCUGGAACGCCGAGCCCGUCGCCUGUGCCGCCUGUAACACCUGGUGCUCCUGGGCUCCUUCGGUCAACCUGGAUGUACAGUAUGCCCCCAGAGGUGUGAAGAUCUGGCGAUCGGUGCAGUCCGAGGUUCCCGCUGGCCGCCGCGUCACCCUCCGGUGCAACUUCUCGGGAAGCCGCCCUACCGAAGUGCGCUUCUCUUGGAAGAAAAACGGGAGCCCUCUGCAGGCAGGGCAAGAGCUGAGCUUUGAUUCCAUCACCCCCGAAGACGCCGGCAACUACAGCUGCUCGGUCAACAACUCCGUCGGCCAGCGUUCGUCUGAGCCCUGGACGCUGCGAGUGCUGUAUGCGCCGCGCAGGCUGCAGGUGUCCAUGGUCCCAGGGGACGCGGUGAUGGAGGGGAGCAAGGUGGCCUUGACCUGUGAGAGCGACGCCAACCCUCCCGUGUCCCAGUACGCUUGGUUUGACUGGAACAACCAAAACUUGCAGCACUGGGACAAGACGCUGAAGCUCGAGCCCACCACGGUGGAACACUCGGGCGCCUACCGCUGCCGGGGCAGCAACUGGCUGGGCAUGGGCGAGUCACCCCCCAGCACCCUCACCGUCUACUACAGUCCAGAGACCAUCGGCAGGCGCGCGGCCGUGGGAAUCGGGUCCUGCCUAGCUCUCCUCGUCCUGGCCAUCUGGGUGGUCAAACUUCGGCAAAACUGGAAGAGGAUUCGGAGCCAGCAGGGGCUUCAGGACAAUUUCAGCGGUCAGAGCUUCUUUGUCAGGAAUCCAAAGGUCAGAAGAGCCCCCCUCUCCAAUGGUCCCCACUCCCUGGGGUGCUACAACCCGGUGAUGGAGCACGGCAUUAGCUACGCCACCUUGCGCUUCCCCGAGAUGGACACGCCUAGCACAGGAGACGCAGGGACAGCGGAGGUGCAGAGGCUGCCCCUAAGCAGCGAGGACACAGUCACUUAUUCGGUGGUGCAGAAGCGCCGAGUGGCUGACUACGAGAACGUGACUCCGGAUUUGCCAGAAGACGAGGGGAUCCAUUACUCAGAGCUGGUUCAGUUUGGGACUGGGGUGCGACCACAGACCCAGGAAGAAGUGGAAUACGUGACCCUCAAGCAAUGA